Megachile rotundata (alfalfa leafcutting bee) is the source of this 3074-nucleotide messenger RNA. RefSeq names its product endothelin-converting enzyme 1. Gene Ontology annotation, biological process: protein processing. The record is from RefSeq and is a predicted model, not a curated record. Gene Ontology annotation, cellular component: plasma membrane. Gene Ontology annotation, molecular function: metalloendopeptidase activity. Lineage: Eukaryota; Metazoa; Arthropoda; Insecta; Hymenoptera; Megachilidae.
AAGGAAGUGGUUAACAAAACCACAAUCACUACCUCCUUUCUUAUACUGGUUUGUGUUUAAGUUUCAUUUAGUUAAAGGAACUUGUGCACAUAGUGAACACUGCAUAAAAGCUACCUUAUAUUUUAUCAGUAUUUAUCAAUGUUAUAAAUAAUGCCUUCUCGAAGAUCUUAUCAAAUUACCAGUGUGGAAAGCAGUAAAGCAAUAGGACAGGAUCAGUCUUACAGAAGUUGCUUGUUGGCAUUGAUUAUAUUUUUCUUCCUCUGUAUCAUUCUCAUCCUUGCCAGUUUACCGUGGAAAAGGAACCAUGCCGGUCGUUCUGAAUAUAAAGCUGAGCAAGAAAAAACGUAUCAUCUUCAUGGAUAUCAUAUACAAGAAACAACUACUACAACUACAACCCCAACUCCAAUUGUAAAAUAUCGUCCAACUAUCUCAUUGACUGAACCGCAAGAAACGAUAUCAGAGACUGAAACUUCUACACAAGAUUAUGAUAACGUGUAUAAAUUUGAGAAACUCCAAAGUGUUGAGACCACAAAGGUAUCAACAUCUUCAGCGAAUGAUAAUGAAUCUUCUACCUACGCUCCUUCUAAUUCCACAAUUCUCGAUUUUAUUGCUAAAACUACUACUUCAGAAAUAUAUCAAACUACGACAGAUAAUGUUCUGGAAGUAACAACAAAAAAUCAGAACGAUGUGGUAGAAACUACCUUUCAAAAUCGUCAAGAAACUCUUACUGAGUCUACCGUGUUAAGUACAGUGAUAGAUGAUACCACAAGCAUAAAUUCAAUUACAACCCCUACUAACUCAACUGAUAAUAAAGUAUGUACAACAGGAGAAUGCAAGAAUAUGGCCAGCAAAAUACUGUUUUACAUGAAUCAUACGAUUGAUCCUUGUGAGGACUUUUACGAAUACGCUUGCGGUGGUUUCGAGACGAAUCCUCAUACUGUAGAACAAAAUUUAGAAAAUAUGGCUUAUCGACGCAUAUUCAGGCAAAUGCAGAAAGAAAUUCAUGAAGGUAAAUCGUCCACAUUCAUCAAAUACUACGACAGCUGUAUGCAAUAUGAGAACGUAGACUUGAGUGAGAGAAUAAAGCUGGCAAAACAGACUUUGGAUAAAGUCGGUAAGUUUUACACUACUGAUGACUGGGAAAGAAAUCACGCAAAUUUUACGGAGCUAUUAGCUAAUCUGUUACUACACAACAGUGCAUUGCUGUUCGACAUCUCUCCAGACCUAGAUGGAUAUUUGCCUAAAGCAUUCACUCUUAAAAUAGGACCAACCAUGUACAAAAAUCCUUUUGACUUAGAGAACACGGAUGAUCCUUGUUAUGCAAAACAAUUAGAGAGAGAACAAGAGACGGUGAAUUUAGGAAAACUGUAUAAGGAAUACAAAACUUGCAAAAAAAAUACGAAGAAGUUCAUAUACUCCAUCUCGGAAGCUUUAAGAGCAUUGGGUAUUUUCAAUGAGUUAAAGAAUCCGUAUAAUAUCACGCAAUAUAUACAAACUACGGUUAUUAAGAUUGAUAUGGAACUAGUACAAAAGUUAUUCGCGAUUUACCCGUCUAAGUCAGAGAUUCGUGAAGCUUAUCUAAUGAAAAACUACACACUAGUUACUAUUGAAAAAUUGGAAGAAAGUUACAAAGUCGUGAAUUGGACGCAACUGAUUUAUUUGUUAACGAAAGAACAAAUUAAACCGAUGAAUACGAUUAACACUACAGUACGAGUGCAGGUUUAUUUCUAUAACGUUCUGGAUCAAGGACUGAAAAGUCUGGAAGAAUUUAAAGCAGAAGAUCCUAUGCAAUUAAAUAAUGCACUUUUAGGAUUGUAUGCACGCAAUCUUUAUCAUGAGGUAUACUCUACUUUUUAUUUUAUGUCAUGUGUUUUCUUUAUUUUUUUUUUUUUUUUUUCUUUUAUAAGCGUUUCUUUUUUUCAGCUGGUUCUGCCAAAGCAACGAAACGCUGAAGAAUACUGCCUUCGCGUGGCCGCUAGCCUUUUAAUCCCGGAAGCUUCGGAUUUGUACGUUUCCUCCUUUUCGAGAGAUCAGCUCACGUACAUGAAUAAAACUAUACAUAAUUUGUUCGAAAUACUUAAGGAGACACUAACAUUAAACGUAAAAGAGGUAAAAUGGGCCGCACCGGAGAGACGCAACGCGUUGAUCGCAAAAAUAAACGAUCUGAAAAUUGCUGUGCCUGACAUUUCAUAUUUGAAUAACAACAAUUCCGCUUACAGAUCAACUAAAGCAUACGAGAUCGAUUUGUCCGACAAUUAUUUUGAGAACUCAGUCUCAUUGAUGCAGAGGUACAGAAAAUUAAUUUAUGCAGAAUUACUUACAGAUCCAAAUGAUCCUGAACAGAUAUGGACACAUUACGCAACACCAUUCCAGUCCAAAGGGCUCGCGGUUUACGAAUUAAAUCUUGUCGUGAUACCGUUUGGUGUGAUCGACUGGUCCACCAAGUACAAUGAACUCUCGUUCGAUUACAUAAUACUGGCGACACUCGGUAAUGUGAUAGCACAUCAAAUUGCGCAUCACUUUGACGCAAAUGGUAUCUAUUAUUGGAAUGGAAUUCGUGACACUGAAAACUCUCUGUUGAGUGACAACGACGAUUACAGUCAAAGAAAUAUUUUUUAUCAAAAUCCUAUGAAUAUGACGAUACCGUCUACAGGGCAGACUGUCACUUACGAGAUUUUGCAAAUGAGCCUAAACGAACGCCUAUCCGAAGCGAUGGGGCUCAGAUUGGCCUAUGAUACUUUGGAUCGAUUGAGAUCUCCCGGAAGGAAUUCUGAAUUCCAAGAAGUUCAUCUUCCGUGGCUUAAACUUAACUUCGAUCAGUUAUUCUAUCUCACCUACGCUCAGACGCAUUGUACAAAGUCACCACUUACGUCAUCGUAUAUAUCGUUAUAUGAGAACGAGCAAUUACCGAGUCGAAUUCGUAUUUUUGUUUCUGCAUCAAACAACAAGCUCCUCGGUAAAGCUUGGAAAUGUCCGGAUGGUUCGCAGAUAAUGCCAAGUUACACGUGCACUCCGUUCCCGUAUCUUGAGUGUGACGAUGCGACUGAAGCAACUUAAGUGAUAGAGCGACCAAU